Leishmania mexicana MHOM/GT/2001/U1103 is the source of this 2259-nucleotide messenger RNA. RefSeq lists its product as uncharacterized. The record is from RefSeq and is a predicted model, not a curated record. The annotation marks the transcript as partial. NCBI's taxonomy places the organism in Eukaryota, Euglenozoa, Kinetoplastea, Trypanosomatida, Trypanosomatidae. The transcript has a single exon.
CUCCGCGUUCGCCUCCUCCAGCUGGCCGCGCAGGGCAUCGAUGUCCUCCUUCGCAGCAUCCGCCUCCGAGCCCUUCUCCUCGAGCUCGCUCUGGAGACGCUCCCUCUCCGCGUUCGCCUCCUCCAGCUGGCCGCGCAGGGCAUCGUUGUCCUCCUUCGCAGCAUCCGCCUCCGAGCCCUUCUCCUCGAGCUCGCUCUGGAGACGCUCCCUCUCCGCGUUCGCCUCCUCCAGCUGGCCGCGCAGGGCAUCAUUGUCCUCCUUCGCAGCAUCCGCCUCCGAGCCCUUCUCCUCGAGCUCGCUCUGGAGACGCUCCCUCUCCGCGUUCGCCUCCUCCAGCUGGCCGCGCAGGGCAUCAUUGUCCUCCUUCGCGGCAUCCGCCUCCGAGCCCUUCUCCUCGAGCUCGCUCUGGAGACGCUCCCUCUCCGCGUUCGCCUCCUCCAGCUGGCCGCGCAGGGCAUCAUUGUCCUCCUUCGCGGCAUCCGCCUCCGAGCCCUUCUCCUCGAGCUCGCUCUGGAGACGCUCCCUCUCCGCGUUCGCCUCCUCCAGCUGGCCGCGCAGGGCAUCGAUGUCCUCCUUCGCAGCAUCCGCCUCCGAGCCCUUCUCCUCGAGCUCGCUCUGGAGACGCUCCCUCUCCGCGUUCGCCUCCUCCAGCUGGCCGCGCAGGGCAUCGAUGUCCUCCUUCGCAGCAUCCGCCUCCGAGCCCUUCUCCUCGAGCUCGCUCUGGAGACGCUCCCUCUCCGCGUUCGCCUCCUCCAGCUGGCCGCGCAGGGCAUCGAUGUCCUCCUUCGCAGCAUCCGCCUCCGAGCCCUUCUCCUCGAGCUCGCUCUGGAGACGCUCCCUCUCCGCGUUCGCCUCCUCCAGCUGGCCGCGCAGGGCAUCAUUGUCCUCCUUCGCGGCAUCCGCCUCCGAGCCCUUCUCCUCGAGCUCGCUCUGGAGACGCUCCCUCUCCGCGUUCGCCUCCUCCAGCUGGCCGCGCAGGGCAUCAUUGUCCUCCUUCGCAGCAUCCGCCUCCGAGCCCUUCUCCUCGAGCUCGCUCUGGAAACGCUCCCUCUCCGCGUUCGCCUCCUCCAGCUGGCCGCGCAGGGCAUCAUUGUCCUCCUUCGCGGCAUCCGCCUCCGAGCCCUUCUCCUCGAGCUCGCUCUGGAGACGCUCCCUCUCCGCGUUCGCCUCCUCCAGCUGGCCGCGCAGGGCAUCAUUGUCCUCCUUCGCAGCAUCCGCCUCCGAGCCCUUCUCCUCGAGCUCGCUCUGGAGACGCUCCCUCUCUGCGUUCGCCUCCUCCAGCUGGCCGCGCAGGGCAUCAUUGUCCUCCUUCGCGGCAUCCGCCUCCGAGCCCUUCUCCUCGAGCUCGCUCUGGAGACGCUCCCUCUCCGCGUUCGCCUCCUCCAGCUGGCCGCGCAGGGCAUCGAUGUCCUCCUUCGCAGCAUCCGCCUCCGAGCCCUUCUCCUCGAGCUCGCUCUGGAGACGCUCCCUCUCCGCGUUCGCCUCCUCCAGCUGGCCGCGCAGGGCAUCGAUGUCCUCCUUCGCAGCAUCCGCCUCCGAGCCCUUCUCCUCGAGCUCGCUCUGGAGACGCUCCCUCUCCGCGUUCGCCUCCUCCAGCUGGCCGCGCAGGGCAUCAUUGUCCUCCUUCGCAGCAUCCGCCUCCGAGCCCUUCUCCUCGAGCUCGCUCUGGAGACGCUCCCUCUCCGCGUUCGCCUCCUCCAGCUGGCCGCGCAGGGCAUCAUUGUCCUCCUUCGCGGCAUCCGCCUCCGAGCCCUUCUCCUCGAGCUCGCUCUGGAGACGCUCCCUCUCCGCGUUCGCCUCCUCCAGCUGGCCGCGCAGGGCAUCGAUGUCCUCCUUCGCAGCAUCCGCCUCCGAGCCCUUCUCCUCGAGCUCGCUCUGGAGACGCUCCCUCUCCGCGUUCGCCUCCUCCAGCUGGCCGCGCAGGGCAUCGAUGUCCUCCUUCGCAGCAUCCGCCUCCGAGCCCUUCUCCUCGAGCUCGCUCUGGAGACGCUCCCUCUCCGCGUUCGCCUCCUCCAGCUGGCCGCGCAGGGCAUCGAUGUCCUCCUUCGCAGCAUCCGCCUCCGAGCCCUUCUCCUCGAGCUCGCUCUGGAGACGCUCCCUCUCCGCGUUCGCCUCCUCCAGCUGGCCGCGCAGGGCAUCAUUGUCCUCCUUCGCAGCAUCCGCCUCCGAGCCCUUCUCCUCGAGCUCGCUCUGGAGACGCUCCCUCUCCGCGUUCGCCUCCUCCAGCUGGCCGCGCAGGGCAUCAUUGUCCUCCUUCGC